CUUAACAACAUAAAUAAACAUAAAAACCACAUAUACACAAUAAUACGUAUAUUGGUCCACCUAGUCGUUGGAAAAGAAAAAGUAAAAUGAAAGAAGUAAACAGAAAGAGAGACAGAUAAAGGUUUCUCAACAAGCCUGUCUACUCUACUCUACCCUACCUUCAAACUUCGUGUCAGGGUUUUAAAUUUAGCCACGAGAGUGCGUUCCAAUCGUAAAUGGAGUACGAUAAACCGUAAGCUCUUGGAAAAAGAUAGGCGUAAAGUCGACGUUCUUUAAACUCAUCAUACUGCUAGGAAUCCCUUAACGUAGUUGCAUCCAGUGUAACGAGAUUCGACUCGCAAUUGGUGUGUUUUGUUUCCCCCAGUGUGCAUAUGAAGUAUUUUUUUGACCAAGGACGGGCUAUAGUUGUUUCUUUCUAUACAUAGUCGUUAUCGUUGUGUUUCGAUUAUUUUUUUGGUCAUAAGUAUCGUUGUUUUUGGUUGUGAAAAAAAAAAGAGGAUAAUUUUUUCUCUCUCGGAGAAAUUUCAUUUCUCAUACGAGAAAUUCAAGGUCGCCAUUAAGCUAUAAUCAAACAAGGAACCCAACGAAGGAGUAUCAUCAAUUCUUUUACAAGAAUAGAAGAAGAAUAUAAAAAACAAAGAACAAAAAAUGUCAAAUACCACUGCAAGGAGUAACAAGGAAUGUAAAAUGGAAUUGGUGAGAAGAACUUGGACACCUAAACCAAUACUAGAUCCAGAAAUAACGAAAGAUCUUCCCACGAUUGACGCAUAUGUGGGUAUACUGAAGGAAAAGAAGAAUAUUUCAGCAGCUAUUAAAAGCAUAUCAACUAUUUUGCCAUAUUUCGAUCACUUGAAACGUUGCUCGGCCAAUAAAAUUCUUCUGGCACCCGUGAAAUCGUUCGAUUUAAAUGACGAUAAUGUAUCGAAUCAGAAUAGAUUAAAAUCAUUUCUAAAAGAUAACAAAUUUGAUCUGUCUAUUUUAGAAGAUGAUUUUCGAGUUAUCAAAGUUCCAGAAACCAGUGCAAAAUCUAAAACACAAGCUGCACGUGCAUCGAAGAUUUGGCCAUUGAGAUUUCAUCCUGAUCCUUUUCUCGAGGCUGUGAUAGAUGGUUCGAUUUUCAACGAGGAUCAAUUAGAAGGAAUCGAAAAGUACAUGAACGUUGCUAUAACAGCAGCUAAAUUGGAAGCUAUUGGUAACGAUAAUUGUAAUGGUAGUGCGGUAAUAGUAGAUCCUGAGAACGAUGGUAGAAUACUUGCUAUAGCUGCAUCAAAAAUUGAUCAACAUCCAAUGUGGCACGCCUCUAUGUUAGCCAUAGAUUUGGUAGCUAAAUUACACGGGGGUGGUGCUUGGAAAUUAUAUUCGAAUGAAGACAUCAUUGAAGUAAGAGAAGCUAAAAAGAAUGACAAUAAUUUUGAGAAAAGAAUGAAAAUGAUUAAAAGAAAGUACGAGGAACAUGCACCACUUUGUUAUCCAAAAACAUUGUCCUCCAACGUAAAAAUUCCAGCUGUUGAAUCUUUCAAUGCUAAAUGGAAAUUACAAGGUCGACGAAAUAACGGUACUACAAAAGCAAAUAUCAAUGUGAAUUUAAAUUCGAGUGAAAAAUCUGGCCCAUAUUUAUGUACCGGGUGUUGGGUCUUUUUACUGAUGGAACCAUGCCCAAUGUGUGCAAUGGCAUUACUUCAUUCCAGAGUAGGAAAAAUAUUUUACGGCGUGUCCAACGAGAAAACAGGUGUCUUAGGAUCCAAUGGGAUUUUACACGCGGUUCCAGGACUUAAUCAUAGAUAUCAAGUUUGGAGUGGAAUAUUGGAAGAAACUUGUAAAGAGGUGUCCAAAGAAAUUCAACGAAAGAACGUUGACGAAUCACUUGUUCAAAUUUGACUGACAAUAUUUUAUCGAAUAUAAUAAAUCAUAAUGAUUAAUUAAAACCACGAUGAGAGAUAAUAAUACGAUAGCAAGUGCAAGUAAAUGAGACUAAAAAAAAAAAAAGAAGAAACGUGUUUUGUGCACAAUCGAGUUGAGACCAAUAAUAUAAGAAUGACCUUGGUGCAUUUGUAUAAUUUACAACGAUUUUUAUUUUUAUUUUUUUUUUUUUCCGAACCCUCAACAUCUGCUCUUAUUUCCUUCUUUUUUUUCUUUAUAUUUUUCUUCUUCUGUAGAUGAGGAGUACGUACAUUGCAUUAACAUUUGUCUGCUUGCUUUCUUGUACAAUGAAGCUUUGUAUUUUCACGAUUAUACAGAAAUUCUUACUUU
Polistes dominula (European paper wasp) is the source of this 2250-nucleotide messenger RNA. RefSeq names its product tRNA-specific adenosine-34 deaminase regulatory subunit adat3. Lineage: Eukaryota; Metazoa; Arthropoda; Insecta; Hymenoptera; Vespidae. Gene Ontology annotation, biological process: tRNA wobble adenosine to inosine editing. The record is from RefSeq and is a predicted model, not a curated record. Gene Ontology annotation, molecular function: tRNA-specific adenosine-34 deaminase activity. Gene Ontology annotation, cellular component: cytoplasm; nucleus.